Molecule: messenger RNA, 1017 nt
Organism: Acanthosepion pharaonis
Lineage: Eukaryota; Metazoa; Mollusca; Cephalopoda; Sepiida; Sepiidae
Source: the annotation of a GenBank genome assembly
AUGCCUAGGGUGCCGUUCCCCAGCUCUGGGUCAGACAUCAACGAGGCAAUACUAAAAGCAUUAGCGCGCUGGGAAAGAGGAUUGUUGACAUCCAUAUACAAAACCCCUAAUCUCCCACUCACAUCCCCUUCAAUCCACCCGUUCUUCUUCUUUUUCUUCUUCUUCUUCUUACUCACUCACUUUCGGACACACCCUUUUCAUUUACGUUUUUAUGCUAGUUUUGCCUUUUUUUCUUCGGCGUCCAUCAACUUACCAUCAUGCAAAGAACCAAUCCACCGUUUCAGUCAAGUUUACAGUUCUUGGUCUGGUUCGCCAUGUAUAUCACUAUUUAUUUUCGUUUUAAUUCUUUGCGUUUGUUUUUUCUUUCUCCUCACACUUUUCCUUCUUCUUCUCUCUUUUUAUUCUUCCUCUCUCGCUUUUUCUCCUUCCUCUUUCUUUUUCUUCUUUCUCUCUUUUUCUUAUUCAUCUCUUUUUCCUUUCUCUCUCUUUUUAUUCUUCCUCUCUCUUUUUUCUUCUUCCUCUCUCUUUUUAUUCUUCCUCUCUUUCUUUUUCUCCUUCCUCUUUCUUUUUCUACUUUCUUUUUUUUCUUAUUCCUCUAUCUUUUUCCUUUCUCUCUCUUUUUAUUUUUCCUCUCUCUUUUCCUUCUCUCUCUCUCUUUCUUUUUGUUGUUUCUGUUCUUCUUUCUUUUUCUUCUUCCUCUCACUUUUUCUUCUUCCUCUUCUCUCUUUUUUCUUCCUCUUCUCUCUUUUUCUUCUUCAUCUCAUUUUCCCAAUCUUUUUCUUCUUCCUUCUCUCUCUUUUUUUCCUCCUCUCUCGUUUUCUUCCUCCUUCCUCUUUUACUUCUUCCUUUCUUUCUUCUUCUUCUUCUUCUUCUUCUUCUUCUUCUUCUUCUUCUCUCUUUUUCUUCUUCCUCCUCACUCUUUUUCUUCUUUCCCCCCUUACCGAAAGCAUCAUUUCUUUCUCAUCUCUCUCUCUCUCUCUCUCUCUCUCUCUCUCUCUCUCUCUCUCUCUCUCAUGA